This is a messenger RNA of Solanum dulcamara, 1561 nucleotides long. Its product is annotated as NAC domain-containing protein 46-like. Lineage: Eukaryota; Viridiplantae; Streptophyta; Magnoliopsida; Solanales; Solanaceae. The coding region runs from base 197 to 1246 and encodes 349 amino acids. The record is from RefSeq and is a predicted model, not a curated record. Gene Ontology annotation, biological process: regulation of DNA-templated transcription. Gene Ontology annotation, molecular function: DNA binding. The transcript is spliced from 3 exons.
UCUAUACUUCAAGAACUCUCAAGCUUAUACUUCUAGCAAAUGUUUAGCAACAAGUUAUCCAAAGUUCCAUAUAUAUUCUCUACAUUUAAGCAACAAGAAAAUUUCUUUGCAACAUAAUCCUAAUUAAAAGCCUUUAUUUGUUUUACAAGUUUCAAGGUUUAGGGUUUUAUUUGAACUUGUCAAAAUUCUUGAAAAAAUGGAAGGAGAAGUAAAGGAAGAAAUUGAUCUACCACCAGGAUUUCGUUUUCAUCCAAGUGAUGAAGAGCUUAUAACAUAUUAUCUUAUGAACAAGAUUUCUGAUUCUAAUAAUUUUAGUGCAAAGGCUAUUGGAGAUGUUGAUUUAAACAAAUCUGAGCCAUGGGAUCUUCCAGGGAAGGCAAAAAUGGGAGAAAAAGAAUGGUACUUUUUCAGCCUGAGAGAUAGGAAGUACCCAACAGGAGUGAGGACAAAUAGAGCAACAAAUAGUGGAUAUUGGAAAACUACUGGGAAAGACAAGGAGAUCUUCAGUAAUUCAGAAUUAGUUGGUAUGAAGAAAACAUUGGUAUUUUAUAGAGGAAGAGCUCCAAAAGGAGAGAAAACCAAUUGGGUAAUGCAUGAAUAUAGGAUCCACUCCAAAUCUUCCAAUAGAACACACAAGCAAGACGAAUGGGUUGUUUGCCGUGUAUUCCAAAAGAGUACAACAGGUGGGAAAAAAUACCCUUGUAACAAUACUUCAAGAUUUCAUGUAAACCCCUACAACACACUAGAUCAAAUCAAUCCAAACACAAUAUGCAUGUCUUCACAAAUGAUAAUGCCACAAGAUGAACAUAAUGCCUUUCAACUAGCCAUGGGAAGAUCAUCAUCAGGUGCUGCUUACAUGAUCAACCAUCCAGAAAUUCAAGAACUCAAUAGGGUUUUUCGAGGCCUUUCAUCGUCGUCUAACAUGAUGAGCUUGCAUCCAAUUAUUCAAUCCCAAAUCAUGAACUAUAAUUUAGGUGGAGGAGGAGGAGGCAAUUGUUUUACUAUUUCAGGAUUGAAUUUGAAUCUUGGUGGUGAUGGUGGUGGUGCCACCACUUCUCAGCCAGUGCCACCGCCACAAGAUAUGAGUUCUUCUUCUCAUGUGAUGAUGACAACUCAUGAUGAUCAAGUUGGUUAUGGUGAAGAUAUGAGUAGUGGAAAUGCCAUGAAUAGAUUCAUGGCUAUGGAGAAUAGUGCUCAUGAAUUAGAAAACUAUUGGCCUAGUCACUACAACGAAAACAACUUUUAAUGGCAAUAAAUAUGCAUAUUAAUAAAGAGUGCUAAAACUUUUACCGGCAUUAAUUAAUUGUCAUUAGAUCCAAUGUCGCUAUAGGGUUUAGCGACAUUUACAAAGAGGCCGUGAAUUAAUUGCCGCUAAAGAUCAUUUUUUGUGUAGUGGUUGUUUGAAUCCUACAAAAAGUUGUUGCACUCAUACAUAUCAUAUUUUCUAAAAAUAAUGCAUUUUUGAAGGAUUCGAGUACAUCUAAUUAGAGGACAAGUAUGUUCUAUAUAAAAUAAUUAGUUGUUUGGAGAUAGUGAUAGAGCUAUUUUCUUCUAUAGUUAA